GUACCCUUCGAAGGGUGCUCCUGCGGUGAGUUCCUUGGGCUCUGGCCCUUGCUUCUCGUUCUCUAGUCCCGGGAGCCCGGCGGGUCCGGGACUCCAGUCCGUGCCGGUGCAGGCGCCGGCAUGUGGCUGUGGGAGGAACAGGGGGGCCUCCUGGGCCCCUUCUCCUUCCUACUGCUGCUGCUGCUGCUGCUGACACGCAGCCCCUUCAAUGCCUGCCUCUCCACUGGCAGCCUCUACCUCCUUCUGCGUCUUUUCAGCUUUGAGCCUUUGCCCUCCCGCAGGGCCCUGCAGGUGCUCAAGCCCCGGGACCGCGUUUCCGCCAUCGCCCACCGCGGCGGCAGCCACGACGCACCCGAGAACACGCUGGCGGCCAUACGGCAGCUAAGAAUGGAGCAUCAGGUGUGGAGUUGGACAUUGAGUUUACUUCUGACGGGAUUCCUGUUUUAAUGCAUGAUAACACAGUGGAUAGGACGACAGAUGGCACUGGUCGAUUGUGUGAUUUGACAUUUGAAGAAAUUAGGAAGCUUAAUCCUGCAGCAAAUCACAGAUUAAGGAAUGAUUUUCCUGAUGAAAAAAUCCCUACCCUGAGAGAAGCAGUUGCAGAGUCCCUAAACCAUAACCUCACAAUCUUCUUUGAUGUCAAGGGCCAUGCAAAUAAGGCUACUGAUGCUCUAAAGAAAAUAUAUAUGGAGUUUCCUCAACUAUACAAUAAUAGUAUGGUCUGCUCUUUCUUGCCAGAAGUUAUCUAUAAGAUGAGACAAACAGAUCAGAAUGUAGUAACGGCUUUAACUCACAGACCUUGGAGCCUUAGCCACUUGGCAGAUGGGAAACCACGCUAUGAUAGUUUCUGGAGACAGUCCAUAUUUGUGGUCUUGGACAUUUUGCUCGAUUGGAGCAUGCACAAUAUCUUGUGGUACCUGUGUGGAGUUUCAGCUUUCCUCAUGCAAAAGGAUUUUAUAUCCCCUCACUACUUAAAGAAGUGGUCAGCUAAAGGCAUUCAGGUUGUUGGUUGGACUGUUAAUACCUUUGAUGAAAAACGUUACUACGAAUCCCAUCUUGGUUCCAGCUAUGUCACCGACAGCAUGUUGGAAGACUGUGCACCUCACUUAUAGACUUUUCCCCAAGGGAGGAAACCACGGCUAUAUAGAUUGCCUGCUGGCCUCAUGCAGGAAUAUUGAAGAACCCUUGUGCUAGCCCGAGUCAUGGGGGAUCAGGUGGCCUACAGAAGCAAUAGUUGGUAAUUGUAUUUUUACCCGAAACGAAGCAAAACCUGGUGUUGCCACCACGCUCCAAGGAAUACCCGAGUUCAACACUGUUGCUCUUGAAAAUCUGGGUCUGCAAAAAGGCACAAGGAGCCUCAGCCAGCUCCUGCCCAGACCUAGCUGAGAUAUACACCAAGACCCAGUGAGGAUAAGCACAGAUUGAGUUAUGCAAUUUGGGGGUGCAAAUGCAAAUGCAUGGCAAAUGCAUGAUCACUCAAAGUUGACAUUUUAAAAUGACACAUUUAUGUAAUUAUUUAAAAUAUUUGUAUUUGACUACAUUAUCAAUGUACUAUAGAUGUCAAACUUGUGACCAUACUAAUAAAAUCAUUAAAAGGAGCACUAAGGGAAAACUGCGUAUCAAGCAUCAAAUCCUAGGACAUAAGGAAUUUAGGGAAGCUGCUGUCAGCAAUCCAGUGACCAGGGCAACAGCUUCAGUGUGAGCAAGUGUCAGGGAAGUCUUGACACCAGCCUGAGGGAUUGUUUGUGGUAUCUUGAAAUAAGAACUAUAGACCACUAGGUGGCAGAGUUUCACUCUUUGAGGCUACUCUACAAGUGAUGAUGAGGCAAUUCAGGGACAUCUAGUCUUAUCCUCAUUUUACACCAGAAAAUUAAAGCCUGUGAAAGGGAAGGGUUUUCCUCAGAAAUGACACAACUGGUGACAUAGCAGAACCUGAUCUUAUGAUAACAAAUUUAUUGUUAACUGUUUGCCAGGAACUUUAGUAGUUCAAUAUAUUAUCUUAAUUCAGUCUCACAAAAAUCUUAGAGGUAUUUGCUUUUUACUGAUGAGGAAACUGAGGCACUGAAAGUGAGUCACUUACUCAAGGUCUCCAGUUUCUUGGGGCACUUGGGGUUCAAACCCAGGUUGGCCUGCCUCAGAGACCCUGAUCUUAAUCCCCUUGUCUGCCUUUAUGACGCCCUUGAUUCCCAGCUCCUUCCCACAGAAGCUUCUGGAGGGGCUUAUUGUGAAUUUAAAUUUAGGAAUUGUGAACUGAAAUUUAAAAAUUGCAAAGCUGUCUUUCUCCUCUAGAUGCCCCCCUCCUUCCUUACCGCCCCUUCUGUAGCCUUGAUCACAGGCCCCAGCUCAGUCACGACUUCCCUCCGGAGUCACAGUGGGUCACCAGCCUCACGCUGGCAGCAGGCAGGCCGCCGGUCCACACAGCUUGAUGGUCGUGAGAAGCAGACUGAUUUUUGCCACAGUGGGUGUUGGCAGGGACAUGCAUAUGGGGUUUGGGAUCAUUUUCAAUCAUUUACAAAAAAUUUUCUUGAAUUUUAAAAUUAACAAUAGGAUAAAGACUUAUUCAAUAAAUGGAACAUAACUAAACUGCAUGUAUUUCCGUGUCACAUUAUGACUGGAAUGAUGAGAACUUUUAGCCUCCAGAACUGUGAGAA
Messenger RNA from Molossus molossus (Pallas's mastiff bat), 2651 nucleotides. RefSeq names its product glycerophosphodiester phosphodiesterase 1 (gene GDE1). The transcript is spliced from 6 exons. The coding region runs from base 447 to 1112 and encodes 221 amino acids. Gene Ontology annotation, biological process: lipid metabolic process. Gene Ontology annotation, molecular function: phosphoric diester hydrolase activity. The record is from RefSeq and is a predicted model, not a curated record. Lineage: Eukaryota; Metazoa; Chordata; Mammalia; Chiroptera; Molossidae.